AUGCGUCAAAAGGACUCUGGAUCACAGUCUAUGGCGAAGGAGGUAAACCUCAUUUUGAAAGCUCUUCGGAUACAGCAGCAACAGAUUGUGGAACAGAACCAAGUGGACUCACGUGCGCAGGACGUCUCGUUGGUGCAACUGCGCCUCGCAACCUUCCGGCUUCAGAACCCGCAAGUUUGGUUUCACCAGAUCGAGGCACAGUUCUGCCUCAACCGCAUUACUUCGGACACGACGUGCUACUACCACGUCGUCUCAGUCCUUCCUCCUGAUGUUACCGGCGAGCUCUCGGACGUUCUCUCCACGCCCACGGGCGCUACACCAUAUCAGCACCUCAAGAUUAAGGUGCUGAAGAGAUUCAUGCCGUCGGAAUGCCACCCGCCUCCAGCAGCUGCUUACCCAGGACAACGGCGUCCCUCCCAACUGGUGCGCCGGAUGCGACAGAUUCUCGUGGAUCGCGACGUGCCCACCCACUCAGCGUUGCUUCGCCAGCUUUUCCUCCAACGCCUUUCCCAGCCUAUCUGCCUCGUCCACCCUGCGGCCGGCGACGUCAACCUCGACCGCCUGGUGGAGCUCGCCGAUUAG
Dermacentor silvarum is the source of this 582-nucleotide messenger RNA. RefSeq lists its product as uncharacterized. The transcript has 2 exons. The record is from RefSeq and is a predicted model, not a curated record. NCBI's taxonomy places the organism in Eukaryota, Metazoa, Arthropoda, Arachnida, Ixodida, Ixodidae. Bases 1 to 582 code for a protein of 193 amino acids.